AAGAAGAGAAGAGGAGGAGAAGAAGAAGAAAACGACAAUGUCCUCUCAAACUCAGGUUUUGGUGGAAGAGAAAUCGAGUGUUAGAAUCUUGACACUAAACAGGCCAAAGCAGCUGAAUGCUCUGUCCUUCGACAUGAUCUCUCGUUUGCUGCAACUGUUCCUUGCAUAUGAGGAGGACCCUAGUGUGAAACUUGUCAUCCUAAAGGGUCAGGGAAGAGCUUUUUGUGCUGGUGGAGAUGUUCUAUCUGUUGUUCGUGACAUCAAACAAGGCAAAUGGAGGCUCGGUGCCGAUUUCUUUACGGAUGAAUACACGCUUAACUAUGUUAUGGCCACGAAUACCAAAGCUCAGGUUUCGAUUUUGAAUGGUAUUGUCAUGGGAGGGGGAGCUGGUGUGUCCAUCCAUGGUCGAUUUCGUGUGGCAACUGAGAAAACGGUUUUUGCCAUGCCUGAGACAGAACUGGGGCUCUUUCCAGAUGUAGGCGCCUCUUACUUCUUGUCAAGGCUCCCUGGAUUUUUGGGAGAGUAUGUUGGCCUCACAGGAGCUAGGUUAGAUGGUGCUGAAAUGCUUGCUUGUGGUCUUGCAACUCAUUUUGUGCCUUCAACGAGGUUGACUGCAUUAGAAGCAGAUCUUUGCGAAGUUAGAUCAAGUAAUCCAAUCUUUGCCUCAACAAUUAUUGAUGCAUACACUCAGAAACCGCACCUGAAACAGCAUAGUGCUUACCACAGGUUAGAUGUUAUUGAUAGGUGCUUCUCGAAGAGAACGGUCGAAGAAAUUGUAUCAGCACUUGAGAGAGAGGCCACUCAGGAACCAAAUGAUUGGAUCUCAACUACCAUUGGAGCAUUGAAGAAGGCUUCACCAGCAAGCCUUAAAAUCGCUCUUAGAUCGAUAAGAGAAGGACGGUUCCAAAGUGUGGGGCAGUGUCUUAUUCGUGAGUAUAGAAUGGUGUGUCAUGUGAUGAAGGGAGAUAUAAGCAAAGACUUUUUGGAGGGAGCCAGAGCCAUAUUGAUAGACAAGGAUAGGAGCCCAAAGUGGAAGCCAUGGAGACUGGAGGAGAUGAAGGAUAGCAUGGUAGAGCAGUACUUCAAGAAAGUGGAGGAAGAGGAAGGAUGGGAGGAUCUAAAGCUUCUACAAAGGAAGAACUUGCCUUCUUUUGCGAUCUCAAAGCUGUGAAGUGGUGAAGAUGAUGCAGCUGAAGCACUUGUUCAUCUGUUGGUGCUCAUCUCUCCAUCUCUCCACUCUCCACAAUAAUGAGAGAAGGUGGUUUUCCUUAUGUUUAG
Eutrema salsugineum is the source of this 1278-nucleotide messenger RNA. RefSeq names its product 3-hydroxyisobutyryl-CoA hydrolase 1. The record is from RefSeq and is a predicted model, not a curated record. The transcript is spliced from 14 exons. NCBI's taxonomy places the organism in Eukaryota, Viridiplantae, Streptophyta, Magnoliopsida, Brassicales, Brassicaceae. Gene Ontology annotation, molecular function: 3-hydroxyisobutyryl-CoA hydrolase activity. Bases 38 to 1171 code for a protein of 377 amino acids. Gene Ontology annotation, biological process: L-valine catabolic process.